AUGCCGAACACAAUAGACGGCGAUUAUCACCAGGUCAUUGAUGGUGAUAGCUCAGUCCCAGCAGUUCCUGCGCCAGCCGAAGUUUACAACCAACCACCGGCCCCUCCUGCGAACGAUUAUAAUGUCGCUCCUCCUGCUCCUGUUAGCAAUCAAAUCGAAGUGCAGCCUGCAGUACCUGCAGCAACAGCACCUUCAUAUGUUCCGUAUCCACCUGCAGCACCUCCAAUUGUCCAAUAUCCGCCUCAACCAGUUCCUGUCCCGGAACCACGAAUUGUUCCUGUAGCAGCACAACGUGCCGUUCCUACAUAUGGUGGCGGUGUACCGUAUUAUAGUGGUUACUUUGAGUCACUGCAGUGCUUCAGCGGUGAUACAACUGUACAAACUCCUAAUGCUAUCAAACGGAUUGAUGAACUGGAAAUUGGCGAUCGAGUUUUGUCGAUUGAAGAAUCAUUGGUUUUGUAUUCGCCGGUAAUGAUAUUUUUGCAUCGAUCGCACAACGAGUCAGCAGUUUUUAAUAAAAUCCAGACGGAUGAUGGAAAAGAAGUGAAGCUGACGGAUUUCCAUCUACUCUACGUAACAAACUGCAAGGCUAGCGAGCAGCUCCGUUUGGUUCAUGCAAAGGAUGUUCGAAUCGGGCAGUGCUUACACGUUGCAAGGGAGCAGUCCAACAGUUUGCUGCCAAUUCGAAUUGCUAACAUCGAGCGGGUUGCCGGGAAAGGAAUUUAUGCACCGCUAACCAAAUCUGGUGAUAUUGUUGUCAAUUCAGUGCUCUCGUCGUGCCACAGUAAUCUUGUUGCUCAAACAUUACAACAGUCAUUUUUUGCGUUGCUACGUCGCUUUCAAUCGUUGCUACCCGCAAAGGUUUCGGCGCUUGACUCUCAAACCGGUCUGCUUCCAGGCGUUCACUACUUCAUAGAAAUUUUAAACCUAUUUCUACCAGUCUAUACACAUUCCUAG
Gongylonema pulchrum is the source of this 957-nucleotide messenger RNA. NCBI's taxonomy places the organism in Eukaryota, Metazoa, Nematoda, Chromadorea, Rhabditida, Gongylonematidae. The record is from the annotation of a GenBank genome assembly.